CUGCAAUCUUCUCCAGGGCAUCCAUAUUUAACUACCCCUUCACUUUUAUUUAUUGAUUGACUAAACUAAAAAAUUCCGUAUAUAUCCAUCUUCUUCACUCUCUGCUUGCUUCUUACAAAGACCCCUCUCUCUCUCUUGAAAUGGUGUUUUCUUCCUUAGUCUAAGGUUGUUUAGCUCCUCGAUAAUCACAGUGCCGGGCGCAGGUAUGAUGAGGCGAAGGGGACUCAGUUGCACUCCACACAAAAGAAUGAUAAGCAUCGACUUUGAUGAACAAAACAGAGUUACAACAUAUGAUGGACUUGAGAGGUGCAUCAAGCAAAGUCAAUCCUGUGAUGAUGGCAAUGAAAGCUCCGCUAGCAGAAGCGUUACUACAGACUCUUCUUUGUUUGAUGAUGAUGCCAGCAGCAGCAGCAGCAACACUUCUAGCAACAACACUGCUUUUCAAUCAUCAUCACUCCUCACCUCCUCUGAUUGGACAGCGGCUAUAAUGAAGCGGGAACCUGAAAUGUGUGAAUUCUCAGCAAUCCCUUCCCCUCAGCAACCCCACACCUAUGCCAAGGAAAAAGUAACUGAGUGUCUGGUUGUGGUGGAAGCAAUGAAAGUGAAAUUCUCAAAGUUGUUGCUUGGGGAGGACAUGACAGGGGGGAGCAAUGGGAUUUCAACCGCACUCGCUUUAUCAAAUGCCAUAUUGAAUCUUUCAACGUCUGUUUUCGGUGAGCUGCGGAAACUGGAACCGCUUUCUGAGGAGAAGAAGAGAAUAUGGCAACAAGAAAUGGAGUGGUUUCUAUCCCCAACCAACUAUAUGGUUGAGUUGGUACCAUCCACCCAAAAUGGUGACAAUGGCUGCAUUUAUGAGAUAAUGACACCAAAAGCUCGUCCUGAUGUUCAGAUGAAUCUUCCCGCCCUUCAAAAGUUGGACACCAUGCUUAUUGAAACCCUGGAUUCUAUGGUGAAUAUGGAGUUUUGGUACUCAGAAGUGGGUAGCAGCCGAGCAGAAGGGAGGAGUAAACGGUGGUGGUUUCCUUCACCUCAGGUGCCAAAGAGAGGGCUAUGUGAUGGUGAAAGAAAGAAACUGAUGGACACUGGUAAAUUGGUAAACCAGAUACUGAAAGCUUCUAAAGCUAUCAAUGAAAAUGUCUUGCUUGAAAUGACUGUUCCAGCUUUCAUCAGAGAUGCAAUUCCAAAGUCUGCCAAGGCAAACCUGGGAGAGGAUCUAUACCAGAUUUUGACAAGAGAAAGAGUUGGUACAUUUGAUGACAUGGUUGAAUCUCUGAACCUGAAAACAGAGCACAAUGCACUGGAGACAAUAAACAGGUUGGAGGCAGCAAUUCUCGUGUGGAAAGAGAAAAUGGCAGAGGAAGCAGAAGGCGUUCCAAUGUUUUGGUCGUCUUUCAUUAAACAUCCAAAAACAGUUGAGGUAGUUGAUGUAAUCAAUGUUUCACUGAAUCAUGCUGAAGCUCUUCUAUGGAAGAUCAGAACUAGAUAUCCAAACCUUCCACAUACAUUCCUUGACAUGAUGAAGAUUCAAUAUGGCAAGGAUAUUGGGCAUGCAAUACUUGAAGCGUAUUCUCGGGUUCUUGGAAACCUUGCAUAUACCAUACUCACAAGAAUAGGAGCAAUUCUGCAAGAAGAUAUUUUGAGCAACCUAAAUUCCCCAGCAAAAGGAUUGCAUCUUCACGGCGGGGCAACAGUGGGGACCAAUGUGAGAAGGCACUCACUCAUUGAUCAGAUGAACAAACAUGCCCCUUUCUCCUCUUGUGGCACCAAUGCUUCUGAUUUGGAAAUGGAAGAAGAGAUCAACUCAACGAGAGGCUUGAUUACUUCUUCAACACCCAGUAGAACGCGCGUUUGGUGUCUCAGCAGAGAAGUCUGCAGAAGCAAGUCAACCAAGAAUUUGCCUUAGGGUGUAUUUGGUUGUUUCCUAGGCACGCAUGCACUUUCACGGGAAAAUAAACUCAUUCUGAGAUAUUGUUUAGGGGAUGAGUCAAACUCAAUCUUUUUAUCUUCCAAGGGAAAGUCAACACUUUCUAAGUGAAAGAGACAGUAGCGUCUUAUUGUGUAUUUUCUGAUAGUAUGCAUAGGCUAACUGUAUGAACAUUUUACUUCCAAACAAAAGGCAGCUUGUAAUGUCAGCAGAGGUGGAUGAUGUAGUAGCUUUUAAAGGAUGCAUUUAUAGUUGGACCUGAUGAAUGCUUAAAAGUUGAUCAACAUUUCAAUUGAUCAUUGGUCUUCCCAGCCACUCAAUAUAAUAAAGAUUAAAAUAAUUAUCAGAAAAAAUAUUUCAAAAGUAAAGGAUAGCACAAUAUCUUUAUAUAUUUAAAUAACUAGUGGCUAAUUACUUUUAUCAUGAAAACAUAGUUAAUUAUUGUGAAACAUCACUUAAAAACACUUGUCAUAAUACCUUAUGCAAACAAUUACCUUCAAACUUCCAAGUUAAUAGACUAGCCACUAAUGCAGUAAGAUAAUUGCAAAAGAGGGCCAUCUAUUGUGGAUGAAUGAUUUCCAAGCAAGAAUAUGUUCAUUCCUCAGCUAGCAAAUGGAUAAUUUAGCAUAUAUAACUUUAGAUGCAUGAAUGAAUAGUAACCACCAAACCUCAACACACUGUACUUAGUGAGAGAGAAGAUCAAGCCAGUUGGUGAUGGUUGUAGCAAGCCUUCUGGUGUCAUUAACUGACACAUUCUUUAGUACUUGCCCUAAAGCAUCUGCUGGGGUAUAGACGUUCCCAACUUCCCACCUCAGUUCCU
This is a messenger RNA of Cuscuta epithymum, 2744 nucleotides long. The record is from the annotation of a GenBank genome assembly. NCBI's taxonomy places the organism in Eukaryota, Viridiplantae, Streptophyta, Magnoliopsida, Solanales, Convolvulaceae.